ACCGCACUAUCUGAGCUCCCUUUAAAGGGCAGCCGAGGUGUCCCUCAGCUCAGGAAGGAGGGUGGCUAAGAGGGAGCGUGCUUGUCCGAAAUUGCCCCCCCCCGCCCUAUAGGCAGAGCCGUUUGCAAUCCGGACGCUAAUAAGAGAGGGAGGCGUGGAACGCUCUGCUUGCGGGGGCGGGGGGGGUCCGAACACCUGGUCCGGCCACAGACUUGCUCCACUCCUAGGGGAUGGAGAUGUGCGCGAAGCGAGAAGUACCCCCGUGGGCGGUGCUAAGUGGAGGCGUGUUCGAAGUCGUGACGUCAUAGAGGGGGCUCCCUGUGACGCAAUGCGCCUUCUGGGGAAGCCCGCCAGCUGGGCGAGGGUCUCGGCUGUGAUCCAGAUUCUGCUCCUGCGGGCGGGACAGGCGCGGAACGCGGCUGCAGGUUUGGCGCCUGUUCUGACGAUCUCGGGGGAAGACUCGUGUCGCUGCCAAAGACCCGAAGUAGAGUGUAAAAUGCCCGGCCGCGCCUUUGACUCGCUUACUCGGCCGCUGCUUCUCUUCUCGUUGGGGAUCUUGCUCGGCCUGGCCCGUCGCGUCUUCCCGCUGGACAACGGGCUGUUGAGGACGCCCCCGAUGGGCUGGGAGCCCUGGGUGCGUUUCAAGUGCAACACGGACUGUGCGAAGGACCCCGAGAACUGCAUCAGUGAGCACCUGAUCAAGGCCAUGGCGGACCGGCUGGCUGCAGACGGGUGGAAGAAGCUGGGCUACGAGUACGUCACCCUGGAUGACUGCUGGGCAGCUGGCAAGCGGGACUCCCUCGGGAGGCUCCAGGCAGACCCCCAGAGGUUCCCCAGCGGGAUGAAGGCUCUGGCUGACUAUGUUCAUUCCAAAGGCUUGAAAUUUGGCAUCUACAGUGACUUGGGCAACACCACCUGUGCGGGUUAUCCGGGCACCACCCUGGAUACUGUGGAAACGGAUGCAAACACCUUUGCAGAGUGGGGGGUCGACAUGCUAAAGCUGGAUGGCUGCUUCUCCAACUCCUCCCUCAAGGCCAUAGGCUACCCCAAAAUGAGCCGAGCGCUAAACCAGACUGGGAGGCCCAUCGCCUUGUCUUGCAGUUGGCCAGCCUAUGAAGGGGGUCUUCCGCCAAAGGUAAUCUCAGGCCCCAACUCCCGCUUUUUCCAGCAAAGAGCCUUUCUGCAGCAGACCACUUUCACGGGCAUGCUUCUUUGAAGUCCGUGGAAAGAAGGAAAGACGCCUUGUGAACCUAGGAUGAAACUCUGGGCUGCGGUGUGUUAAGGAGACAAAAG
This is a messenger RNA of Crotalus tigris (Tiger rattlesnake), 1293 nucleotides long. RefSeq names its product alpha-N-acetylgalactosaminidase-like. The coding region runs from base 329 to 1216 and encodes 295 amino acids. Gene Ontology annotation, molecular function: alpha-galactosidase activity. The transcript has 4 exons. The record is from RefSeq and is a predicted model, not a curated record. Gene Ontology annotation, biological process: oligosaccharide metabolic process; glycosylceramide catabolic process; glycoside catabolic process. Gene Ontology annotation, cellular component: cytoplasm. NCBI's taxonomy places the organism in Eukaryota, Metazoa, Chordata, Lepidosauria, Squamata, Viperidae.